AUUUUUGCGUUAAUACCAUUUCCUUAAAGGAAGCUACCGAAUAUGUGUUAAUUCAUUUGUAAUAAAAUGUUCAACAUUUAAUCAAAACAAGUGAAACAUCAUUCGCAGUAUAAAAUGCCUUUAACAUUUACUCAUUAAAACAAAAUCGUCUUCAUAACAAUGUUAUCGUUAUCAAAAAACGAAGCGGGGAACCAAAUUUUGUAGUGCGUUUUCUUACUACAGCGGUCGCUGUUUAAUACUAACUGAUCCCUUUUGGUGCGGACGUAAAAACACAUCAUGGAAAAGAUCCGAUCAAUCAUCGUGAAACCCUGUCUUGGAAAAGCUGUUACUAGCUCUAUAUACAACAACUACGAACAUGUUCUCUCUUGCAUAAUGCGCAACAUAUCAUUUUUAUUCUUUAAAUCAAUUCAUUUUUGAAGAUCUUUCCGAAAAGGUAUGCAUGUGACAUACUGUAUGCGGCGGAUUUUGAGAUAAUUUGCUCCGCCUCAAAUUGUUGCGUAAUAUGAUGCUCCGUAUGCUAGCAUUUAGUCUUCGAUGACGGGGAGGAAGGGAAUCAGGACAACUUUGAUCAAUAUCACUUGAAGAAUCAUUAAACUACAAGUUACAAAGCCUUAACCACGCCCACUAUCAGAGAGGCGGUUCUCCCUCAACCGUUAGGAAAGUAGACCGGUUACGCUACGGCUAGUAAGGGGAGGUCUCUGCAGAACAGUUCGUCCUAAAAAUCAUUCGAACAUCAUGCAAUUCGUACCAAUGAUUAAAUAGAUAUAUUCAUUUCAAUUUUACUUUUAAUCCAAUUUAUUUUGCUUCGACCAGACGUUUCAAUAUUUGCCACAAAAGACACAAAUUCAAGAGUUUCAGACAUGACAUUACUUUGCGAAUUUAUGCAUUAGGUUCUAUUUUGUCGCAAAAAAAUAUAUUAUUAAACAACGAGCACAUUCCAAGAAUAUGGAGAAAAACGAUUUGUGCUUCGGAUAUUUUACUGUAAAGGGGAACGAUUUUCAAUGCUGAUUGACUGUUCAUAUCAUUUGGUGGCGUCUUUUAUGUGCAGCAUCAACAUUUAACUUGUAACUACCUAAUAUGUUGUUUUGUUCGUUUGGGUAGACAAAACAGGAGAAGUAAGUAGUAUGUAAAGACACUUUUUUAAGAUGUACUAUUUUAACUGAAUUUAUAUUAUUCAAAGUAUUUGAUUAUACUUUAGUGUUUAAUUUAAAAUUCAUGAUAACGAGAAAUUAAUAUGAAAAUAUUCUAGUCUUUAAUAAUUUUAUAAUUGUAUAUGCAUACCAAAAAAUCAGCAUUCAAUUUGUCAAAAUAAUCAGACUUUGGAUUUAAUAAAUGUUUUUUCCUUGUCAAUUUAAAUGCAACCUGUUUGUUGAAUUAACCAAAACGUGCAUGCUUACACUGCUCUUAUUAUAGAAUAUUGUAUUUACUUUAAUAUUUGUCCUUUGAACAUAGAUUUAUUUGAUAUUCAAAUAUACUGAUUAAAGGAUUUCGAUUUAAUUUUUUUUUUAAAGUAACGGUGCCAGUGUCAUGCAGUCCUCACGAAAAUGAAUCAAGAAUAAAGAAUGGCAAGACUGUUGACGACGAAAGUUAUUCAUAUGUGGCUACAAUUGAGAAAUCAGGGAAGCAGGUUUGCACUGGUGUUCUUAUAGACAAAAAAUGGGUUUUAACACUGAAGAAAUGUAUUGACGAGAGUUCGUUGGCAAAAUACAAAGUACAGUUCAUGCAAGGUGACAAAGAAAAGUUUCUUCAACUUAAAAUAAAGAAUUAUCAGGAUUUAAAACAGGAAAAAGCGGCUGUUAUUUUAUUGGAACUUGAGGAAAAAGUGCAAAAGAAAUUGUUACAAAUUAAAAGUGACAGCAAUGAAGAUAAAGACAUUAACAAGGAGAAUGAUUGUUUAUUAGUUGGAUUUACGGAUGAUGGGAAGAAAGUCACGAAAGUUCGUGUAAAAACAAAAUCAUCUGGGAAAUGUUCUAGCAAAACCUGCAAGAACGACUUUCGUUUUGAUGUUGAUAAAGGUGCUUCUAUUUGCAAGACUGACACUGGUGCCCCAGUGAUUUGUAAAAUCGAUAAGAAAUGGCAGAUGUUUGGACUUUCUUAUGUAAAGAAGGGGUGUCAGAAGAAGAAUAUACCAGGGUUAAGGUUGUCUUACAUCAGCUCAGCCAUACAAGCGGUUGUUCUAGAGGAAGAAGAAGUGUGUCUAAAGCCAGGCUGUGUGCGAGAAGCUGCACGAAUAACUUCAUCAAUAGACAAAGAUGUAAACCCGUGUGACGAUUUCUAUGAGUUUACUUGUGGAAAAUGGUUAAAACAAAACCCUAUUCCUAACGAUGAACAUUUUAUUAGCACCAUUAGUUUGCUACGAGAGGAUAUUCUGAUGCUCGUCAAAUCUGAAUUGGAAAAACCAAGUGAUGGAAAUGAAAUUGAAGCAGUUCAAAAAGCAAAGGGAUUUUAUAAAGCCUGCAUGAAUACAGAUCAGAUUGAAAAACUUAAAAAUGUCCCUCUACAUAAUCUUAUGGAAGAGUUAGGAGGGCUACCAUUAUUAGGAUCACAACCUGGGGGAAAAUGGGACUCUGAUGGUUAUUCCUUUGAAGACCUUUUCAUCAGAUGCUGGCAAAUAACGUCAUCGUUACCGAUAUUUAAUGUUAAUUUCAGUAAAGAUAUUGUGGAAAACGAAGAACGCUUUCGACUUAGUAUUUAUUAUCCACGAUUUCCUGAGCCAGUCUUAUCAUAUUAUCUGGAAGGACGCGAUAAGAGUAUUUUGUCGCCGUACAAGACGUAUGUUCAGGAAUUAUUUCAAGCAUUUGGCGCAGAUGAGACCACAGCAACCGAGUAUUCUAAAGAAAUUGUCAACCUCGAGAUUGAACUUGCAAAUAUUUCAAGCUAUGUAAAUAAAGAUUAUUAUAAAGCUGUCCCAAUUAAGAAGCUUAACAAAUUCGGGGAUAAGGUAAUAAAACAAAUGAAUUUCAAAAAGGGUCAGACAAUAUGA
This is a messenger RNA of Ruditapes philippinarum (Manila clam), 2983 nucleotides long. RefSeq names its product endothelin-converting enzyme 2-like. Bases 1721 to 2983 code for a protein of 420 amino acids. The record is from RefSeq and is a predicted model, not a curated record. Lineage: Eukaryota; Metazoa; Mollusca; Bivalvia; Venerida; Veneridae. Gene Ontology annotation, cellular component: plasma membrane. Gene Ontology annotation, molecular function: metalloendopeptidase activity; serine-type endopeptidase activity. Gene Ontology annotation, biological process: protein processing. The transcript has 12 exons.